UAAGCUCACUAUGCUAUUCCGGUAAUCUGUCAGCCUGCUGCUAAAAGAGCUUCACUGCUGUGCUCUACAGUCCUCCGGCUGGAAUAUCAUCUGUAUUUAAUGGUAGCUGAAGAGGACUGCCUGAAGUGAUGUCGAUUUGGCGCUUGUGAUCAAGGACAGGCGCUGCCCAUGCUGCCACGGUAGAUAUGCAGUCAUUAUGCCGCUGAGAGAAYGAUAGUAUUUGCCUCAUUUUAAUUCCUGAAGCUGCUCUGUGGCAGUGCUGAGGCUUGAUUAAAAAAUCUGCUGUUGCUGCUCUUAGCCAGACUUUUUUUUCCCCUCAGCCUGUUACUUUGCACGUGCUCAGUAAGCAAACUGUGGGUCAUACUGUUGUGACACACGAGACCAUUUGUGAAAAAGGACAUCAACUUUGGCACUACUGGGGGAUUAACUUUGCUGUGGAAGUGGGGACUGGACCAGAAGAGCAGGCCUGCGACAGCAUCAACAAUCAUGCUGCAGGGACACUAGUUUCCCUGUCUGAUCUUCUUCUGUGUUGGGCUUUUUUCCCCCCUUUUUCUGCAAUCUCAUUGAUUUGGAUGGUUGAGCACAAGGGCCACUUUGAAGGAGACUACCGGUGGCUGUGGUUGGGCCUGAGCCGACAGACUGCUUGCCAGCUAUUGCAGCUUUAGUACUCUUAUCCGCUGCUACCACUGCUGUAGCCUCUAUCAUUGUGGUCUCCAGUAUGAUUAGUGGAGGCUGCAGGCAUCACAGGAGUGGGACUAAACCUUGCWUACUGGCAUAGUUUGGUUUCUAUCGUUCAUUUUUACACCUGAAGGAUUUUGAUCCAGCUUUUCAGGAUCUUCUUCCCCCACUGUGCUGAAAACAAAAACCCGGUGCAGUCAAGGUCAUAUUUUUUGAGAAACGUCAAAUCCCAGGAGGAGGAUUGCUCUACAGAAGGAUGAAGCUGAGAAAACAGGUGACGGUGUGUGGAGGGGCCAUAUUCUGUGUGGCCGUGUUCUCGCUCUAUCUGAUGUUGGAUCGAGUCCAACAUGACCCUGCAAGGCGACAGAAUGGAGGGAACUUUCCAAGGAGCCAAAUUUCAGUGCUGCAGAACCGGAUAGAGCAGCUGGAGCAGCUCCUGGAGGAAAACCAUCAAAUUAUUAGCCACAUAAAAGAUUCUGUGAUGGAGCUCACAGACACUGGAGCUGUGUCUCCRAGUGGCCACCUGCCUUUCAGAAGUGCCAAUGGUUCCUGGGUCCUACCCUUCGACGGUCGACCCGCUUUCCUCGCCGUACAGCCUCAGGAUUGCCAGUUUGCGGAGCAAAAACGAGCUCAAGCUGAUGUUCAGAUGCUGGAUGUGUACUCCCUUCUCAAGUUUGAUAACCCUGACGGUGGUGUAUGGAAGCAGGGCUUUGACAUCACUUAUGAACCUGAUGAGUGGAAUAGUGAACCUCUGCAAGUAUUUGUGGUCCCUCAUUCUCACAAUGAUCCAGGUUGGGUCAAGACUUUUGACAAGUACUUCACAGACCAGACGCAACACAUUUUAAACAACAUGGUUGUGAAGCUGGCUGAGGAUCCUCGCCGGAAGUUCAUCUGGUCUGAGAUUUCGUUCUUCGCCAAGUGGUGGGAGACUUCAGACGUGCAUAAACAGGAGGCCAUGCGCAAGCUAAUCCUUGGAGGACAGCUUGAGAUUGUGACGGGAGGCUGGGUGAUGACAGAUGAAGCCAACGCUCACUACUUUGCCAUGAUAGACCAGCUCAUUGAAGGGCAUCAGUGGCUAGAACAAAAUCUAGGUAUAACUCCUCAGAGCGGGUGGGCGGUGGACCCCUUUGGUCACAGCGCCACCAUGCCUUAUCUCCUGAAGAGGGCCAACCUGACCAGCAUGCUCAUCCAAAGGAUCCACUAUUCAAUUAAAAAACACUUUUCCUCCACCCGCAGUCUAGAGUUUAUGUGGAGGCAGGCAUGGGACACGGGGUCGAGCACAGACAUGUUUUGCCACAUGAUGCCAUUCUACAGCUACGAUGUGCCUCACACCUGUGGGCCUGAUCCCAAGGUCUGUUGCCAGUUUGACUUUAAAAGGUUACCGGGAGGUCGGAUCAACUGUCCCUGGAAGGUGCCACCAAAAUCUGUAGUGGAAGCCAAUGUAGCAGAAAGAGCACAGCUACUCCUGGAUCAGUACCGUAAAAAGUCAAAACUUUACCGCAGCAAGGUGCUUCUCAUUCCUCUAGGAGAUGACUUUCGCUACGAUAAAGCCCUGGAGUGGGAUCAGCAGUACAUCAAUUAUCAGAAGCUGUUCGACUACAUGAAUUCUCACCCGGAGCUGCAUGUUCAGGCUCAGUUUGGGACUCUGACAGACUACUUUAACGCCAUAUACAAAGCUUAUGGAGUGGCUCCAGGAUCCAGACCUGGUGACUUUCCUGUGCUCGGCGGAGAUUUUUUUGCCUAUGCAGACCGCGAAGACCACUACUGGACUGGUUAUUACACCUCUCGACCUUUUUACAAAAGCCUGGACCGUAUAAUUGAAUCUCAGCUCAGGGGGGCAGAGAUCCUCUAUAGCCUGGCGGUUGCAAAUGCUCGCCAUGCGGGUAUGGAAGGACGCUACCCUGUCUCAGAUUAUGCCCUGCUGGUUGAUGCCAGGCGCUCAGUUGGCCUCUUCCAGCAUCACGAUGCCAUUACUGGCACAGCCAAGGAGAAUGUCGUCAUCGAUUAUGGGACCAAAUUACUACGUGCACUUAUCGGACUGAAGAGAGUUAUCAUCAAUGCAGCUCAUUUCCUGGUGAUGAAGAACAAAGAGUUUUAUCGCUUUUACCAGACAGAGCCUUUCCUGGAGACGGAUGACAGACGUGCGACUCAAGACUCUCAGCCUCAGCGCACCUUAAUCGAGCUGGACCCAGCAGGACCGAGGUACCUGGUUCUGUUCAACCCCAUUGAGCACGAGCGCCUGUGCACAGUGACCGUGUUGGUCAAUACAAUCAGGGUGCGGGUGCUUACUGAGGAUGGACAGACUCUCCCUGUGCAGCUGAGUGCUCAGUGGAGCUCUGGGACUCAGAUGAGUGCUGAGGUAUUUGAGGCGACGUUCAUGGUUCGUUUGCCACCUCUCAGUCUGGCUAUUUUCCACCUGUACGACUCGCCGGACUCUCCCAUGACGUUUCGGUCAGACACGGUGCUCAGGCUGUCUAGUCGGAGUGUCACCGCUCGGGCUGUCGAUCCACUUCCUGUUCGCUCUCAGCUGACGGACUCGCAGACCUUCUACAUUAGCAGCCAAGCUCUAACCCUGGGCUUCUCUGGAAUCACUGGGCUACUGGAGAGCAUCAAGCGGAAGGAUGAUCCUCAGGAAGUGAAGGUUCAAAUGCAGUUCAUGGUCUAUGGCACGCGUCCUUCAAAAGACAAAAGCGGCGCUUACCUCUUCCUGCCUGAUGGAAAACCAAAGCCGUACAACCAGAAAGAACCACCUGUGGUGCGUGUUGUUGAAGGGCCUCUUUUCUCUGAAGUGGUGGCACAAUACCAGCACUUUGAGCAGACCGUCCGCAUACACAAUGUGCCGGGCGUGGAUGGUUUGUCUGUAGACAUGACUACAACGGUGGACAUCAGAGAUCAGACCAAUAAGGAGCUGGCCAUGCGACUGGUCACCAGCAUUCAGAACGGAGAUGUCUUCUACACCGACCUGAACGGCUUCCAGAUUCAGCCUCGUAGAUACUACCAAAAGCUUCCCUUGCAGGGCAACUUUUAUCCGAUGCCCAGCCAGGCGUACAUCCAGGACAGCCAUCACCGCCUCACGCUGCACACUGCUCAGUCUUUGGGUGUCUCCAGCCUGGAAAGUGGCCAGCUCGAAGUGAUUAUGGACCGGCGGCUGAUGCAGGAUGAUAAUCGCGGGCUGGGUCAGGGUCUGAAAGACAACAAGAAGACUGCCAACCGUUUCAGGCUGCUGCUGGAGAGGAGAUUCACCGGCAACAAGAUGGACAGCGRGACAACUAGCUUCCCAUCUAUAGCCAGUCACAUGACCAGUUCCCUCCUCAACCACGACGUCUUGGCCCUGCCCGUCCUGCCCAAAAGACGCGGCGUCCCUCCUCUGCAGACGUUCGCCCCGCUCAAGACCGUCCUCCCCUGCGACUUCCACCUGAUGAAUCUGCGCAGCAUCCAGAGCCAGAAAGACCCCCUGUCUCCAUCUCAGUACACAGCCUUGAUUUUACAUCGUCUGGCAUUGGAUUGUGGCUUCGAGGCUCAGAACCUUGGCUUUAACUGCACCACCACACAGGGACAGCUGAGCAUAUGGAAUCUCUUCAAGAACGUGGAUCUCCACCUUCUCCAGCCGAUGUCUCUGACUCUGAUGCAGUCCAGCAAGCCUCUGGCCAACGACACCACCAUCAGUUUGGACCCCAUGGAGAUCUCCACCUACAGGAUCAAACUGCGCUAAGAGCCGUCCAGAGUAAAAAAAACAAACAAAAGAACAAACAAAAAAUAAAUAAAAAAACACUAAACACACACCAGACUCCUUGGACCAARGACCAAGCCUGGCCAAAUCCUGGCAACAAAGGAGUCUGGGUUUGCCUGUGUUGUUAAGCAGAACCAGGAACAUCGCAGCUUAGAGGAGCAGGGUCCGCUGUAACAGGACAGGCUGCACAGCAGGGGGCAGGCUACAGCUGUUGCUUCAGAUGCGAGGGUGCGACAGAAACCCAGGUGAAUUUAGCAGCUGAUCCAUAUCUGGAGAGACUGCCCGAAUCGCUCAUCAGAUACGGUCUGCGUGUCUCUGCAAUCACUAAAUGAAAUCUCUUUCAGUUCUGCUUUGUAAGAACUUGCGUCUUUUUUAUUUUUAUUUUUUCUAUUUUUGUUCCAUCCUGGACUAAAACUACUGAAUGUAAAUAUCCUACGUGAAGGAGGAGGGAGGCCAGGACUGGUGUCACAUCAAGAGUGCAAUUCACAAAGCUUUAUUUGGUGGAAGAGGUUGUUUUAUUUUUCGAAUGUGGUAGAAAUAGAUCACAUAUUCCGAACCCCUCCCUACCAAUCUCUCUCUUUUUAUUUUUUAAAAAAAUUUUUAAAUGGUAUUUUUUGUUGGAACUUGAAUGCAGCAGCAUAGAAUGUGCUUUCUCAUCACGAGUUCUGAGCUGCAAAUCCUCGAGCUGUGGGAGUCUUUUAAAAGCUCUGCUGGUCUGUACGCCAUGACGGCGUGAUCAUUAAUCAUACAGGACAACUUUCUCCCCGUCUGUCUUUUGUUUCUGCUUGUAGAUAGUUUGCAUUUUUUUGUUGUCCUGUCGAGACGCUGAUGAGAAAAUUACAAAACGUCCGUUCCUGUCAGAGGUGGUGUCAGUCAUUUUUGAGGGGGCUGUUUUUGUGUAGCGUUGCUYUAUGCAGUCAGACUGUACCUCAUGUUUACCAUACAGCAGAUAUAUUGGUGUGGGGUUGUGUUAAUGUGAAUACUUGAAGUUUGUUAAUGUACAUGUACAAUAUCGGGGACCACUCAGUACUUUUGAUUUGUGUGAAGCCAUAAAACAGGAGAACAAACCCCACAUUGGUGGACGUUUAGAAAAUAAAGGUCACUCAAAAUGACCAAACAAAUUUACCUUCAUCCAUAUGCAGUUUUGUGCGUGCAAUAGUUACUAUUUUUGGUUAAGAGGAAUAAUUUUGGUGUUCUUGGCAAGAUGUCUUUAAAAUCACAAGAUUCGAAGCCAAACGCGACUCGUUUUUAUUUCACUUGAAUUUUUACUGCCUAAAAUUCUAAAUACCUAAAUAUAACAUUUAUAUAAAAGAGAACAGCAAAUACCUGCAUUGAAAAUCUUGAGGAAAGAGGWUUAUUUAAAAUAUAUAUUUGCUUAGGAAAUAAACCAAAUAAAAGAUGUUAAUGUCAGUGACGCUCCGAAAUUUUUGCCAUCAUCUCAAUCGGACAUUAAAAUGAACACCAAAUACUAAUCGUAUCAGCAGUGUGAACGUUUCUGUCAUAAUCCACAGCUUGCAUGUCCCAAAUAUGCACAUAUCAACCAGAAAUACUAGUGAUGAUAGUAAACACGUAUAAGAGGUUUGGGAUCAUUUUUGUGCUGCAUAAUUUCUUUGUUUCAUCUGUAAGUUAUCUUUUAUUUGUUGAUUUAUUACGAUUUAGUGUUUUUGAUGAUUUUGUUGUUAGGAGUUGGGGCACAGUAAAAGAAUGUGUUGGACUUGUUUUUGCAAGAUAUUUAACACGACUGAAAGAACGAACAUUCCUUUUAAUGCUUCAGGCCAUUUUCUCAAAGCCUUAAUGUUUUUUUUUCUUUUCUUUGAGUUCUUCUAUUGUGGAAGGAUUAGUUUCUGCACACACAUAAUCUGUGACCUUCUGUAAUGAGAGUGAAAGCAGUGUUCAACCAAACUGUUGUUUUUAUUUUAUUUCCUGUACUUCUGAGUGUAAUUUUGGUUUGCUGACCCUACAGUAAUAGGUUGGUUCAAAUCACACACAGGGAUCCUCAACUCAGAGGAACAAAAACUUCAAAAGAAAAAUAAAUAAAACUCAACCAAGCUGCA
This is a messenger RNA of Austrofundulus limnaeus, 6462 nucleotides long. RefSeq names its product mannosidase, alpha, class 2A, member 2 (gene man2a2). The record is from RefSeq and is a predicted model, not a curated record. The coding region runs from base 935 to 4390 and encodes 1151 amino acids. Gene Ontology annotation, molecular function: alpha-mannosidase activity; carbohydrate binding. Gene Ontology annotation, biological process: N-glycan processing; protein deglycosylation; mannose metabolic process. Lineage: Eukaryota; Metazoa; Chordata; Actinopteri; Cyprinodontiformes; Rivulidae. The transcript is spliced from 23 exons. Gene Ontology annotation, cellular component: Golgi membrane.